Neurospora crassa OR74A is the source of this 1280-nucleotide messenger RNA. It is a transcript of the gene prk-11, whose product is annotated as serine/threonine-protein kinase BUD32. The transcript has a single exon. The record is from RefSeq and is a predicted model, not a curated record. Bases 143 to 1042 code for a protein of 299 amino acids. Gene Ontology annotation, biological process: protein phosphorylation. Gene Ontology annotation, molecular function: ATP binding; protein serine/threonine kinase activity. Lineage: Eukaryota; Fungi; Ascomycota; Sordariomycetes; Sordariales; Sordariaceae. Gene Ontology annotation, cellular component: EKC/KEOPS complex; cytosol; nucleus.
CAAAAGUUCGCGAUAAUCAAACACAGCCCAGGGCACAACGACACAACCUAACCGAAGCGCAACAAACCUCACCAGAUACUACCACUCAAUCGCACACCCAGCCCUUUACGACGUUGUCAACAACAACAAGUCUGCCAGAUUGAUGGACCCCUCUCCUCAAUCACCCCCCACCAAAAAGCGCAAAAUGGCGACCUCAACCUCAACUUCUACCGCCGCCCCCGCGGUUGUCGAAGAACACCAAUUCCCCCUCCCGCCGAUCCUCACCCACCCCUCCGCCGCCCCUCCCACCCUCAUCACACAAGGCGCCGAAGGCCGUCUCUACAAAACAACCUUCUUCUCUCCCGACAUCCCCUGCGCACUCAAGUACCGACCCCCCAAGCCCUACCGGCACCCGGUUCUCGACGCCCGCCUGACCAAAGCCCGCCUCGCCUUCGAGGCCAAAGUCCUCGAGCGGUGCCGGCGCGAGGGCGUUCCCGUGCCUGCCGUGUACGCCCAGAACGCGGCGGCGGGCUGGAUCGCGGUGGAAUGGAUUGAGGGUGCGCCGGUGCGAGUGAAGAUCAACGAGUGGUUGGGGCAGAGGCCGAAGAAUGAGGAGGAGGAAAGGUCAGCCGCGGAGCAAGAUCAAGGACCGUUGAUCGAGUUGAUGAAGAGGAUCGGGGCCGCGAUAGCGGGGCUGCAUAGGACGGGUGUGGUGCAUGGAGAUUUGACGACUAGUAAUAUGAUGUUGAGGCCACACACGAACAAGACGACGAGUAGCGAGCAGACGAAUGGAGUGAGCAAAGAAGAGGAAAAGGCCAAGUUGCUGGAGGGAGACGUGGUGAUCAUUGACUUUGGCUUGGCGAACCAGAGCCAGUCGGACGAAGACCGGGCGACGGAUUUGUAUGUCCUCGAGAGGGCGUUCGCGAGCACACACCCCCGGGCGGAGAACCUGUUUGAGCACUUGCUGGAGUCAUACAAGCAGAGCUUCAAGAAGGGAGCGUCUGUGUUACAUAAGUUGGAGGAUGUGAGGAUGCGUGGGAGGAAGAGGAGCAUGAUUGGGUAAUGGUCAACACCUUUUUUUGGCGACAACAAGGCGAGAAAAGAUACCCAUGGAUUUAUACACAUACAAGAACAGUUUUGCUAUAAUGAUGAGUUGGAACAGCGGAGCUCGCGCGCUGGAAAGGAAAGUGAAGUUGCAAUACAUUCAUGCAAAUCGAAACGCCAUUUUCAUAAGCAACGAAGACAACGAACGCAAUUGGUAUUAAUAUCAAUAGAAUCAGAAUGCCUGCUUGCCUGCCUGG